Chaetura pelagica (chimney swift) is the source of this 1545-nucleotide messenger RNA. RefSeq names its product adrenoceptor alpha 1D (gene ADRA1D). The transcript is spliced from 3 exons. Gene Ontology annotation, cellular component: membrane. Gene Ontology annotation, biological process: adenylate cyclase-activating adrenergic receptor signaling pathway; positive regulation of cytosolic calcium ion concentration; phospholipase C-activating G protein-coupled receptor signaling pathway. Gene Ontology annotation, molecular function: alpha1-adrenergic receptor activity. Lineage: Eukaryota; Metazoa; Chordata; Aves; Apodiformes; Apodidae. The record is from RefSeq and is a predicted model, not a curated record. The coding region runs from base 1 to 1545 and encodes 514 amino acids.
AUGACUUUUUCUGAGCUGAGCAAUGGCAGCUUGAGUGGGAACAGGACGGGCCAGGGCAGCCCGAGCGGUGCCAACCGGUCCUGGGGGCUGCAAAGCGAGGAGACCCCCCAGGGCAACGGCACCACCUUGACUUUCGCCUUGGACGUGCAGGCGGUGGGCGCGGUGGGCGUGGGGGUCUUCCUGGCUGCCUUCAUCCUCUCGGCCAUCGUGGGCAACAUCCUGGUGAUCCUGUCGGUGGCUUGUAACAGGCACCUGCAGACUGUCACCAACUACUUCAUCGUCAACCUGGCCAUCGCCGACCUGCUGCUCAGCACCACCGUGCUGCCCUUCUCGGCCACCCUGGAGGUGCUGGGCUUCUGGGUGUUCGGGCGCAUCUUCUGCAACAUCUGGGCAGCCGUGGACGUGCUGUGCUGCUCUGCCUCCAUCAUGAGCUUGUGCAUCAUCUCGGUGGACAGGUACAUCGGCGUGAAGUACUCCCUCAAGUACCCCACCAUCAUGACCGAGAAGAAGGCCGGGGUUAUCCUCGUGGUGGUCUGGCUCUCCUCCAUGGUCAUCUCCGUCGGGCCGCUGCUGGGGUGGAAGGAGCCACCACCUCCAGAUGAGAGCAUCUGUAGCAUCACGGAGGAGCCAGGCUAUGCCCUGUUCUCCUCCCUCUUCUCUUUCUACCUGCCCCUCAUGGUCAUCCUGGUGAUGUACUUCAGGAUCUACGUGGUGGCCAGGAGGACCACCCGGAGCUUGGAGGCAGGGGUCAAGAAGGAGAGGAACAAAUCCAUGGAGGUGGUUCUGCGCAUCCACUGCCGCAGCGUGCUGGAGGAGCCUCUCUCCAGCACCAGGAGCAAGGGCCACAACUUCAGGAGCUCCCUUUCCGUGCGGCUCCUCAAGUUCUCCCGCGAGAAGAAAGCGGCCAAGACUCUCGCCAUCGUCGUGGGUGUUUUCAUCCUCUGCUGGUUCCCCUUCUUCUUCGUCCUGCCUUUUGGUUCUUUCUUCCCAUCCCUGAAGCCCUCUGAAAUGGUCUUCAAGAUCAUCUUCUGGCUGGGAUACUUCAACAGCUGCGUGAACCCCAUCAUCUACCCCUGCUCCAGCAAGGAGUUCAAGAGAGCUUUCAUCAGGCUGCUCAAAUGCCAGUGCCACCGGAGGAGAAGGCCCCUCUGGAGGGUCUACGACCACCACUGGAGAGGGGCCUCCAUGAACAGCUCCAUGCAAGACUCUGAGGCAGACCUGAGGCCCAGGAUCAACACCCUGAACAGCUCCUUCAUCUUCCACCCCUCCUUGCAGGAGAGAGCCCACAAGAGGCGAACGCUCAGCUUCAAGGGCUGGAAGAUGCUCACUCCUUUCCAGAAACCAGCAUCCACCCAGCUGAAGGAGAAGAUGAACAGCCUCUCCAACAAAAUCCGGGGUGGUUCCAGCAAAGGAGGGGUGACAGCCACCUACAAAACAGAGGUGGAGUCUGUCUCCAUUGGGAUCCCCCAUGACUUCGUGGAAACCAUUGACUACCAAACCUAUGACUUAACAGACUGCUGCAGGCUGAGAGAGACAGACAUUUGA